AUGCUGAUGGUGGCCAACAGGCUCCAGGGGCCGCUCCAUCUCGAGUCAGUGAUCCAGCCAAUCGACGUGAAGAUCUCCGACGCCAUCAUGACCAUGCAGGAGAACAGCAUGCAUGUGUCUGCAAAGGUCUUUCAGGGAUGCGGCCCUCCAAAGCCUUCGGGAAUUGGACGCUCGGCUCGAGGGAUUUCAGAUGUAUUCAGCGGGCGAUUCAAACACUUUAGUCACGAAGAAAGGCCCACGACGGCUUCGGGGACAAGCCUCGACAGACUGAGGAUUGUGUGGAGGACAAUGCAACACAGUGUGAUUGACAUUGAGAAGAAGCUGCGCGAGUCCAAGCGAUUCUGGUCCAAACUGCCGGACGACAUCUGCGCCAGGGGCCAGUUUAGCGAGCUGGAAGACGAGCAGUGUUGGAACAGCCACGCCAAAGCCAGAUAUUUCCCUGAAGUGGUGAAGGAGGGACUGACAAACCAGAUCAAUAAUCCAGAGGUGGAUAUAGACAUCACGCGGCCGGACACGCUGAUCCGACAGCAGAUUAUGGCUCUGCGCGUCAUGACCAACAAACUCAAGAACGCGUACAACGGCAACGACAUCUACUUCCAGGACUCCAGUGACGAGGGCAGUGCGUCGGGCAGUGGCAGCGGCUGUACUGAAGGCUGCACCACAGAGUACGCGUACCGGGGGACCGAGGAGGCUCCUGUGGUGGAGGCCGAUCGCAGCGAUGAGCGGGCAGGAUCAGCGGGACACUCCCCCUCACACAGACCCUCACCUCACCUGCUCCUGGUCACUCUGGCCCUCCCCCUGUGGGCCAUGCAGCGGCACUGCAGAUAA
Knipowitschia caucasica is the source of this 828-nucleotide messenger RNA. Lineage: Eukaryota; Metazoa; Chordata; Actinopteri; Gobiiformes; Gobiidae. The record is from the annotation of a GenBank genome assembly.